AUACAACACUCUGAAGUUGUUGGGAAAACGUUUUUGUUACAGAGACGUUUGUGUCUAGUUGUUGAACCCUCUUGUGUCACAUGUCAAUGUGAUUUAGUUAACGGUAACAUACUGUAAAUGCUUGAGUUCAUGUUGAUAUUUUUGAUUAUACAUAUCCAAAACAUCAGUUAUCCAAAAUGUUGACCUGAACUAUCAAGGACAUGCUUGGAUUAUAAAACAGUAACCUGUGGUUUUUGCAGUGCUGUGGGCAUCGCUACUAAAGCAAUAACACAAUUAUUAUCACCCAUGGCUUUCUGAGUAUGCAUAUAGAUAUAUUUAAAAAAAAAAUAGUAAUGCUCCUUUUGAGAAUUACAUUUGUCAGGUCAUUAUUAGUUGUUUUUCUGGAAUUAUUAUUUAUCUUCUGAGGCAUUUGUGUGCUCUGUUGAAUUUCACAAGUACCACCAGCUUCACAGCUAGACAGGCAUUCUAGUUAUUACUCACGCCUACAAUCUGUUGCACCAUGACCCUGAGCUAUUAUUGGCUCCUUCCAGGUGUGUCACACAGAAACUAGCUCUGCCCUGUGGUUUCCCUACUUUCUCUCUAUUCAGGUUACCUUGAGUCUGUGCUUGGCCUCACUUAUACUUGACUAACUGACGCAAGCAUGAAGAAACUGUUACUGCAUGUCUUACCAGUGGUCUUCAAUACUCAGAAGAAAUGGACUUUGAAUAUUAAUUCUCAAAUGGAUUUUCUUUCUGUGUUAUAGCCUAUUUAGUAUACAUAAGUUGGUCAAGUGGAAAAUGUUUGCCACCGGUAAUUGGAAUGUUUCUGCUCCAGUUAACCUUGCUAUACGUUUUGUCUAAACAAUGGAGUUCUUUGGGAGCAAAACACACAGCAAUACCGCAGGGAGCCUCGGCCAACAACAUGCCAGGCACGCUUUGGAUGUUUCACGCCGAACGUUUUCUCUGCAGUAAGAUUAGACUAGGAGGUUAUCCAGUGGCUUCACUGCUGAAGCAGAGGGGCCUCUCCAAUCUUUGUUAAAUGUGUCAGCGGGAUAACAUGGGUCCUUCGGUUGUGGACACGGUGGACGAUUUGAGGAAUAUUCAUCGGUCCUUGGGGGAACUGCACAAAUUGCUCACCGACCUGCCCGAUGACAUGCUGGAGGACAGCAUAGACUCCUCCCCAGAGCUGGUGUACUCCACCUGCAGCAAUAAAAACACUGGCAACAGCCCACAGUCCGCAUGGACUCGGCAAUGGUCAGAUCAUCCAAGGCCGACUUCUCAUGAACAGCACCGUGAAGUUGACUAUGAUCAACGCUCCCAUGAUGAGUACGCUUAUGAGGAUGGAGCUGUUCAGAACAAUGGACAUCACCCUCAAAGUCGACCUCUCCCUAACACCUGGAACCAGGAUCAUCAGUUCGCCCAGGGAGAUUAUUCAUACACCAGCAUAGUCUCAGACAAAUGUCCAGAGACCAAUGAUUUCUCCAGAGACGAGUAUGAGUCUAAACCGUAUCCUCAAGGUACUGAUAACGCUGUCAUGUAUGAUGGAGAAGGAGGACGCGGAGACAUCCAAAACUACGGCGAUCACAACAACGGCAGAAACCAAUUUCAAACCUUAAAGUCCGGAGUGUUGGACAGAGGGGUGGAUCAGCACCAGGCCAUCUACAGUCCUCACCGUCCUGCCCAUCAGCCAAAGAUGUUUAACUCGCAGGCCGUUCACCAAGAAGCUCAAUUUGACCAUCUGCAAAGAGAAUUCCUUGACUCGACACAACAAACUGCUGAUAGAGAGCAGCUUGCCCAGCUGCAGAUUUUAAACAAGGCUCAGCAGAGGCAGAUUGAAGACCUGGAGCGGAAACUGGAAGAUUCAAGGCGUAAUAUGAGAUACAUCGAGCAUCAGUUUGCGAUUGCCAAAGACGCAAAGGAUGGCCUAACAGUAAGCCUGAAGGAAUCGAGUCAACUGGUUGAAGAUGCCAAGGAGAGAGGGGUUGAAAUGCAAAACAAAGUGAAGGCAAUGGAGCAGCAAGUACAGGUCCUCACUGAGAGAGACCACGAGAACUUGAAGAAGCAGAGGGUGGCAGAAGCUGCCGUGGACAGCUUGAAGCAGCAGAUGUUGGAACUGUGUCGCUCCGACACACUGUCCAGGACGCGGCAGCAGCAUGACCGAGACCUUGCUGUCAUAAAGGAGCAGCAUGAGAAUGCCCUGUUGACACUACAGCAGCAGCUGGACUCGACCUCUCAGGCCCUGAACGAAAAGAUUGAUGUUGGUCAGAGGCUACGAGAGCAGGUGAAGCAACUGGAGCGCCAGAGAGAAGAAGAGCAACUGGAGAGAGCCCGAGUGGUCAAUACCCUCACUCAGCGCCUGGAGGAGAGUCAACAGCAAUGUGCCAAGCUGCUGCAGACAUGUUCAGUGCAGGAGAUGAGUCAGAUCCAAAUCAAGCUACAACACGCUCAAUCAGCCAAAGCACUGAGUGAAAACAUGAACAAAGGCUUGCAGGAGGAUCUGGCUGAGUUGAAGGAGCAGAUCACUCUGUAUGAAUCUGCAGUGAAACACGGUGUUAUUGCAUUAGACCUGAGCAGUCAGUGGGAGAACCAGCUGUCUGACUCCUGUGUGGAUUUAGGAUUAAAGAAAACCAACAGGAAAAAUGGCUUGCUUCACAGCGCUGCCCUGGCUCACCUGUCGGACUCCAAGCUGCCCAAAGAUGAAGCCUUGCGGCUGCUGCGGGUGGAGAUGCAGCGCUGCCUGGGCAGUCUGAAGGGGAAGCGGCAGAAGAUCAGUCAGCUGCAGGAGGAGCUCCAGCUCUGUCAGGGUCGACUGACCGAGCUGCAGACCCAGUUGGAUGACGCCAAGCUCUGCUCUUCGGUCAGAAACACCAGCCAGAUGAAACAUCUCGACAUUACUGGAGAGUCUCAGAAAGAGUUUGCGAGACUACAGGAAGACAAACAACACUUGCAGGAACGAGUAGAGGUGUUGGAACAGCAGAAUAUGGAGCUGAAACAGAGCGAGGAAAAGCUGAGGUCUGCCAACUUGGACCUUUGCACCAAGAUGAGGGAGAUGAUCCAGGAACUCGACCAAGAGAAGCAGGAGGCUUCUCAGAGAGCCGAGCGGAUUCAUCAGCAGUACAGGGAUGACGUGGUGGAUCGGGUCAGAACGGAGCUCAUGCUGGAACACGAUGCUCAGGUUGAACAGCUGACUGCACAGCAACAGCAACAGCUCCAACAGUUACAGGCCCAGCUGUCUGAGGCCAAUGAUAAGAUGUUGGCGGUGCAGGAGUGUUACAUAUCUGUCUGCAAGGAGAAGGACAUGCUUAACAAGGAGGAGGCUUUGAUCAGAGUAAAUGAGCAAAAGAUGAGAGAUGAGAGUGGCACCGCUGUGGAGAAGCUGAGGGCUGAGCUUGAGGCUCAGCAUCAGGCCUCAGUAAAGCAGCUCACGGCUCUGUGGUCCAAAGAAAAGGAGGCUGAGAUCCAGCAGCAGGUGAGCUCUCAGGUAGCCUUGGCCAAGGCUGCCUGGAAGGAGGAACUACAAAAGAUGGAGAAGACCUGGGUCCAGAGGCUGGAGGAGGCCAGCAGAGAGAAACGCAAAGAGACUGCUGAGGCAACCUGUCAGGCAGAUGAGAUUGAGGCCAGCAGUGUGACGAUUACUGUUGAGGAGCUCGACUCCAGGCUCAGCGCCCAGAAACAGCAGCUGCAACUGGAGGCUGACAAAGUAAAACGCAAAGCUGUGGAAGAAGCCCGGAAACAAGCCCAGAAAGAGCUCCAUGAGAAACACCUGGAGGACAUGGCCAAACAGGUUGAAGGUGCAGUAACCAGGGCCUACAAUCGCUGGAUGGAGGAUUUGACUUCAUUACCAGAAUACCACGCCUCUCUCCAAAUAGAGAGGGAGAAAUGGGAAGAACUUCAAGAAAAAUGCACAGAACAACGGGUAUCCCAGGCCCUGAAGGAGGCAGAGGGGCAGCGGUGUGAUAAGAACAAGAACCAGCUGGAGGAGCAGAGCUCUGGGACGCAGAGGGUGGAGGAUCUCCAGGAGGAGGUGGCCUCUCUCCACAGUCAGCUGGAGCAGGAGAAGAGAGGGCAAACGGCCCUGCUAAAGGCUGAGCUGGCCGGAGCUAGAGCGGCCUGGAACCGAGACAAACAGGAGAUCUCUGUCCUGCAGCUCCGCAAUGAGCAGGUUUACCAAAGCAAGUUGCAAGAGCAGCGCAACAAGCUGGAGCAGGCUUUGCAGCAGGCCAGAGAGGAUGGCGAUCUCCAUAAGAAGGAGCUGCUCCUGCAGAUGGAAGCCAAGCUACAAAAGACUCUGAGGGCCCGAGAGGAGGAGUGGAGCUGUCGGCAUGCAGAGAAGGAGCAGGCUGGGAGAAAGCAGAUGAGAGAGGAGUUACGAGCAGAGCUUCAGGCUGGUCUGGCAGAGGUCCAGGCACAACUUCUCAGGGAUCCCAAAACGGACCAGCAGGGCACUGAAUACACCAAGAGGACCAGCGAAGCCACAUCAGAGGGCACAGUAACACACAUCCUCCAAGCAUUCUGCAAAGACCUCGUCAACAGAGCCGUAUCUCAAGCCAAGAAGGAGUGGAAGACGGUAGACGAGGAGAAACUGAGCCGAGUGUUAGAAGAAACACAGGAGCAGCAUGAGAGAGAAAUCCACAAAAUGCAAAAUGUUUUGUCCCAGAGGAAGGAGCAGGCUCGCUGCAGGAAGGAGUGCGCUGAGACGUUGGGGAAGCUGCAGAAGAAGAACCAGGAGCUCCAGAAGCACUUAGAGAAAGCCUGCCGUCAACUCCAGCACAGCGUUCGCCAGCACAAAACCGCCAUGCAGCAUCUGAAAGAUGAGCAUGAAAGCAGCUUGCGAAAGGCAAAGGAGGGACAUCUGCAGCAGCUUGAGGAGGUGACGAGAGCCAAAGAGUCCUCAGGGGGAUCUGAUCACAAACAAAAUGUUCAGCAAGGCCUCGAGGAGAUGAAGCAGCAAUACCUGACGACUGUAGAAAACAUCAGAGGAGACAUGCUGCGGUACCUCCAGGAGAGUCGGGAGCGAGCAGCAGAGAUCAUCCGCAUGGAGGUGCAGAGGGAGAGGCAGGACACUGCCAGAAAGAUGCGGCGCUAUUAUCUGACCUGUCUGCAGGAGUUACUGGAGGACGGAGGACAGACGACGGGGGCUGAAAAGAAAAUAUUGAAUGCUGCAAGCAAGCUGGCAGCGAUGGCUAAAGUGCUAGAGACGCCCUUAAAAAGUAAAUCUGGAAAGAACUACAGUUUACAAAGUUGUUUGACGGCUGCGUCCCCAGCUGACUGCCUUCCAGGUAGAAACGCAGGUUUUAGUAAGAACCCGUCAACACUUACUGAGCCCCCUGACAUCAGACCAGAGCAGAGAUCCGACAGGGAAAUAAAAUCAGCUGAUUCAGCGCAGAAACUAACCGCUGCAGCGAGAACUAAACCUUUGAGUCACCAAGACAUCUCUCCAUCUGGGAAGGAGGAGGCCUCAGUAGAUUCAGGGCUGAAACACCAAACUGCCGCUCACUCACACCUCCGCUCUUACAAACCCUCUCAACAGAUGGCAUCUCCAUCCCAGGUGGUUUUGGCCAAUGUGUCUGUGAGGAGUAAAAGCAGGGAGCAGUACUUGCUGGGAGUUCACUCCAGCAAAGCAGACAACCACCCCGACUCAGAGCGACGGAGCAAACCAUUCCUCAUCAAGGAGGCUCCUACCAGAGGUGAGAAACAGACUGACUGGAGUAUCAGCAGUAGUGACUCGGACACAUGCUUCCAUGUUUCCACCCUCUCCUACUCGGGGAGGAAAAUAGAACCUGUGAAGCCCUUUUCUGUCUCUGCUGCGUCGGCCAACGACUCAGGAGAGUUUGGCGACCUCUCACCGAACCUUUCUGACCUGACCGUCUAUAAUGAAAUUACCAAAAAGAACUUGAAAUUUCCGCCUGCAACGAUAAGCACACACAGAGAGCCCACCCCUGGCUCUGAGUGUGAGAAGCAGCAUGGUGUUGGUUCCAGGCCGUUGUUCUCUGAGCUGAGACAACGGCAGCAGGACAGCGGCUUCGACAGUACAUUCAACCAGCAGAAAUAGUGCCUCUGAGACAGUGGAGGAAGUUUACACGAUGUACAACCUUUGCCUUAGUGGUUUGCAGUGUGUUUGUGUUUUGCAGUGACAUUGUUAAAGGAACAUUCUAACAUAUUGUGAACUGCACUUAAAUAGGAAGAUUGAAGUGUCAAGCUACAGCCAGCAGCUGGUUAGCUUAGUAUAAAAACUUGAAAACAGACACACUGGUUUUAGUUCAUUAACCAGUGUUAUUGAAACACUGGUUAAGUUUUGUACCCUUCUGUUUGAUGUUUUUUUAGGUCAACGGUCUGCCCACACUGUGAUAUUUACCCUGAGUGACUGAUAGCUUCCUGUACCCUGUACUGUACCUUUGGACUAGAUUAGGUCCAUCCAAAGUUCACCUCACUCUGUCUGUUUAUUAUAUUUAAAAAUAUUUUAUAUCACGUUAAUGAGAUAUGCUGUACAUAGA
Molecule: messenger RNA, 6472 nt
Organism: Anarrhichthys ocellatus (wolf-eel)
Lineage: Eukaryota; Metazoa; Chordata; Actinopteri; Perciformes; Anarhichadidae
Gene: cep152
Product: centrosomal protein 152
Exons: 28
Coding region: 1018-6030 (1670 amino acids)
Biological process (GO): centriole replication
Cellular component (GO): centrosome
Source: RefSeq, a predicted model, not a curated record